Molecule: messenger RNA, 321 nt
Organism: Staurois parvus
Lineage: Eukaryota; Metazoa; Chordata; Amphibia; Anura; Ranidae
Source: the annotation of a GenBank genome assembly
UUUUUUUACACUGAUUGCUUUUACAUCCAUAAAGGCUGUAAAAGCAAUGAUUUCUCAUUCUCUCUGGCUGCAUUCUUGCAGCCAUUGAGAAAUACUGUGCGAGCUGUGAUUGGUCACAGCUUGUCACAUGGUACAAGGCUGUUGUGAAUAGCCUUGUACCAUGUGAUCUCUGUGAUCAUUCACAGAUUUCACAAUGAUGUUAGGAAGUGACAUUGGCCAAUCAGUGAUCACAUGCAGAGUAGUAAGCAAGAUGUCACUUCUGACAUCAUUGCUUACUACGUGUGAAAUCUGUGAAUGAUCACAGAGGUCACAUGGUACAAU